Messenger RNA from Trichechus manatus latirostris (Florida manatee), 1149 nucleotides. It is a transcript of the gene APOA4, whose product is annotated as apolipoprotein A4. Gene Ontology annotation, biological process: cholesterol efflux; positive regulation of fatty acid biosynthetic process; positive regulation of triglyceride catabolic process. Gene Ontology annotation, molecular function: phosphatidylcholine binding; phosphatidylcholine-sterol O-acyltransferase activator activity. The coding region runs from base 1 to 1149 and encodes 382 amino acids. The transcript has 3 exons. NCBI's taxonomy places the organism in Eukaryota, Metazoa, Chordata, Mammalia, Sirenia, Trichechidae. Gene Ontology annotation, cellular component: high-density lipoprotein particle; chylomicron; extracellular region. The record is from RefSeq and is a predicted model, not a curated record.
AUGUUUCUGAAGGCUGUGGUCCUGGCCCUGGUGGCUGUCACCUGCACCCGGGCUGAGGUCAACCCUGACCAGGUGGCCAACGUGGUGUGGGGCUACUUUAGCCAGCUGAGCAACAAUGCCAAGGUGGCUGUGGAACAUCUCCAGAAGUCUGAGCUCACCCAGCGGCUCAACACCCUCUUCCAGGACAAACUUGAGGACGUGAACAUUUACGCCAGUGACCUGCAGAAGAAGCUGGUGCCCUUCGCCACAGAGCUCCAUGAGCGCCUGAUCAAGGACUCGGAGAGGCUGAAGGAGGAGAUUCGGAAGGAGCUGGAGGAUCUGCGGGCCCGACUGCUGCCCCAUGCCGAGGAAGUGAGCCAGAAGAUCGGCGACAACGUGCGCGAGUUACAGCAGCGCCUGGGGCCCUACGCGGAGGAGCUGCGCACCCAGGUCAACGCGCAGGCUGAGCACUUGCGGAGCCAGCUGACUCCGUUAGCGCAGCGCAUGGAGACAGUGCUGCGUGAGAACAUGGACAACCUGCAGGCCUCCCUGACACCCUACGCUGAUGAGCUCAAGGUCAAGAUCGACCAGAACGUGGAGAAUCUCAAGGGGCAACUUGCACCCUACGCCGACGAGCUCAAAACUAAGAUCGACCAGAACGUGGAGGAGCUGCGCCGCAGCCUGGCCCCCUAUGCCCAGGACGUCCAGGAGAAGCUCAACCACCAGCUCGAGGGACUGGCUUUCCAGAUGAAUAAGAACGCCGAGGAGCUGAAGACCAAAAUCGAGGCCCAAGCAGACGAACUGCGGCAAAGGCUGCAAUCUGUGGCCGAGGUUGUGCGUGGCAAGCUGCAGGGCAACACCGAGGGGCUGCAGGAGUCGCUGGCCGAGCUAAGCAGCCAACUGGACCGCCAGGUGGAGGAGUUCCGCCGCAACGUGGGGCCCUACGGCGAGACCUUCAACAAAGCUUUGGUGCAGCAGGUAGAGGAGCUGAGGCAGAAGCUGGGCCCAUUUGCGGGGGACGUGGAAGGCCACUUGAGCUUCCUGGAGAAGGACCUGAGGAACAAGGUCAACUCCUUCUUCAGCACGCUCAAGGGGAAAGAGAGCCAGGACCAGCCCGUCGCCCUCCCCCUCCCCGAGGAGAAGCAGGCUCCAGAGCCACUGGAGAGCUGA